GCUCAUUCUGGUUGCUCCCUUGCUCCUGUCGUGCGGUAAAGUUUCCGAAGUUUUCAUAGGAAAUUCCUCUCAAGUUUCCGGAGAAGCGCAUCGGCUCAUCUACCGGCGUACGGCAACCCCAGUCUCUGUGAGUUUUGAGCCGGGUAGGGUAUGAGCAAUCCAGCGAGCAACUUGGUGGAAACAUCGCGACCGAUCAGCGGUCGAAGACCGCGAAGUUCAGCGCGUCCAACGAGCGGCGGGCGACAGGCCUGGAACACCGCCCAGCUCACCCGCGAGGAGUCUAGGGACCUCGAAGCCUUCGGAGCUAGCGACCAGUUUGAGAUCGUCGACGACAGUGAGGCUGUCAUCGUACCCGAGCAGAAAGGAUGCCUUGUGAGUUGCCUGCGAGGCCUCAGGGGGUUGUGGUCGACACGGCAACUCGGCGGAGGUGCCAAGGCGGAUCGGGAGUGGUACAUCCGCACAACUCUGAGGGAGCUGCUCAUCUACAUUGUAUUCCUGGUGAUCCUCUGUGUUUUGACUUUUGGGAUGAUGAGUCCCGUGAUGUACUACCAGACCAAGGUCAUGAGUGACCUCUUUCUGGACUCCUCCUACAAGGACAAUGUGAGCAACCUUCGGGGCUCAUCCAGCAUCGACAACUUCUGGUCGUUUGUGGAGGACGUGAUGAUCAACUCGCUCUACUGGGAGAACUGGUACAACAACCGGAGCACGUCGGCGGACGACCGGAACAUCCUCUACGAGAACCGGCUCCUAGGCUCGCCCCGCAUCCGACAACUGCGGGUGCGCAACGACUCCUGCAACGUCCACCCGGACUUCAAGAAGGCCAUCACCCAGUGCUACGACACAUACUCGCCCCACUUCGAGGACAAGGGGCCGUUCGGUCUCAUGAACGGAUCUGCCUGGACGUACCACUCUGAGAAGGAGCUGGACGGAGCGGACCACUGGGGAAUGCUGUCCUCGUACAGCGGCGCGGGCUACUACGCCGACCUCGGCAUCACCAAGGACGCGGCCCUGCAGGUCAUGGCGGAGCUCAAGGACAACCUGUGGAUUGGGAGAGCCACGCGGGCCGCCUUCCUCGACUUCACUGUCUACAACGCAAACGUCAACCUCUUCUGCGUCAUCAAACUCGUCUUCGAGUUUCCGGCCACCGGGGGCAUGAUCCCCUCGUGGAGUUUCCGCACCGUGAAGCUCCUGCGCUACGUGUCAACUGGCGACUACUUCGUCCUGGCGUGCGAGGUCGUCUUUGUCAUCUUCAUCCUCUACUACAUCGUUGAAGAGGCCCUCGAGAUCAAAAGCAACAAGUGCGCCUACUUCAAGUCCAUCUGGAACAUCCUUGACAUCCUUGUGAUCCUUAUCUCGACGGUUUGCAUAGCAUUCAGCAUCUACCGGACAGUGAUGGUGAACCAGCUCUUGUCCGGGCUGCUCGACAAGCCCGACGUUUUUCCUGACUUUGGCAAGCUGGGCUUUUACCAGACGCAGUUCAACAACGCCGUUGCACUGGCCGUCUUCUUCGCAUGGAUCAAGGUGUUUAAGUACAUCAGCUUCAACAAGACCAUGACCCAGCUGUCCUCCACGCUCUCCAGGUGCUCCAAGGACGUGGCCGGCUUCAGCAUCAUGUUCUUCAUUGUGUUCUUCGCCUUCGCUCAACUGGGUUACCUCCUUUUUGGCACUCAAAUCCAAGGAUUCAGCUCAUUCGUCAAUGCUGUGUUUACACUGCUGCGCCUUAUUUUGGGAGAUUUCGACUUUGAGGAGAUGGAGGCCGCAAAUCGUGUCCUGGGCCCCAUUUAUUUCCUCAGCUACGUGUUCUUCGUUUUCUUCGUGCUUCUGAACAUGUUCCUCGCCAUUAUAAACGACACUUAUGCGGAGGUGAAAUCCGAAAUUGCUCAACAGAAGAAUGAGUUUGAGCUCGUGGACUACUUCAAGAAGGGUUACAACAACAUCCUUGGAAAACUGGGCAAGCGAGACCAGAUUGUGGACAUCCAGAACGCUCUCAAGAUGGCAGACUCCAACAACGACAGCAAACUGACCUUCGAGGAAGUGCGAAGGACACUCAAGGCUCAGAACUUCAGCGACAUGGAGAUCGAGAUGAUCUUCUCUAAGUACGACGUUGACGGGAACCGCGAGCUGAGCGAGCAGGAGACAAAGGAGAUGAUGGCCCACCUGGAGGGUCAGAAAGUGCUGCUUGACCAGGAGAUCCAGCUCGAGAAGACCCAGGGAGACUCCAGCAAUGCCGGCGGCAACGCUGGCGGUGGAGGGGGGGGCGACGGCAGCGGCGUGUCGCUCGACGACUUCAACGUGCUUUCCCGAAGAGUGGAUCGCAUGGAGCAUUCCAUUGGAAGCAUUGUCUCCAAGAUCGACGCUGUGCUGGUCAAAAUGGAGUCUAUGGAAAAGGCCAAGGCGCACCGGCGUGAGAACAUGAACAAGAUUCUCGACAGCAUCUCUGAGAAUGAAAACCUGGAUGAGAGAGGGAAACGUCAGCAGAUGGAGAAGUUGGUCAGGGAUGAACUACAAAGAUGGGACUCUGAAGCGUCCCUGCACACUCCGCGCAGGGUUUAG
Messenger RNA from Ixodes scapularis (black-legged tick), 2553 nucleotides. RefSeq names its product polycystin-2. Gene Ontology annotation, biological process: detection of mechanical stimulus. The record is from RefSeq and is a predicted model, not a curated record. Gene Ontology annotation, cellular component: membrane. Gene Ontology annotation, molecular function: calcium channel activity; calcium ion binding. Lineage: Eukaryota; Metazoa; Arthropoda; Arachnida; Ixodida; Ixodidae. The coding region runs from base 151 to 2553 and encodes 800 amino acids. The transcript has 16 exons.